CUCCAGGAACGGAGCGAAGCGAAACGGGACAUUACUACCGAAAGCGCACGUACGGGUGUCAUUCCAUGCACCAUACACUCACCUCCCCUUCUUUAACGUCUAUCAAAACACAUCUUGCGGACCCUCUCUCCGUCACAUCCACGGCUUUAUGGCCGCUACGCUUCUUACGAUGAGCGCUGCGCUCGCACCGGGACAAGAUGACUUUCUCUCGCUUCUCAAACCCUCACUGUCCGACGGCUUUCAGGAGGACUCCUCUCUGUUUUCGUUUGAAACCAAGAAUCCCGACACGGAAAGGAGCUUACCAAACGACUAUUCUCAGGCUAAACUAGAGAUGGAUAAAUAUCUAUCUCCACAACCUGUGGCUCUCCCCGACCCAAAGAAGUUAAGACGAGAGAGCGUCUCCUCAAUGGACCAGUUUUUUGGGGACGAGCACGGUUCUCCUUACAGCAUCAACAUGAAUGUCUUCCUCCCCGACAUUGCUUAUCUAAGAACGGGGAUGUGCCGGCCGGCACGGCCUUCGGUCCCCAGCCAGAUCAAAACUGAACCUGUGACAGCGCCUUUCUCGCAUCCCGAGUGUCCGGUGAGCUCGACAGGCCCCGUUUCAUCCGCACUCCCCGAUUUCACCAGCAUCUUUAACUCGAGUUCCACUUCGGGUUCUGAAAUCAACGCCAUGGAUGAUAACUCCGGGGUGUUUGUCAAGCAGGAGAUGCAAGGCUUUGACAUCCCGCAAGAUGGGCCGCUCUUCCAGCUCCUCAACUCCGAGCUGGACGUCCCCCAUCAAGCCAAUUCGCACUCCCACACUCACGCUCACUCUGUGCCCUCGCAGAUGCAUACUUUCCACGACCUGCACUUGGCGACCCAACAGACUGCUGCCAAGCCGUACUGUGGCAUGUCGGCCACCGGCUACCCUCUCGGCCCGGGUCAUUUCGUGCAUCCUCAGGGUCAGGCCCACUCGCAGCUCAAAAUGCCCUAUCUUCCCCCCUCGCCUCCCACUUCAGAACCUGGCAGUCCUGACAGACAGAAGGAACUGCUUCACAAUCUGACACCACCGCCAUCUUACGCCGCAACUAUCGCCUCCAAAAUGGCUGUCCACGCGCCCAGUCACCCAACACCCGCCUCGACACGAGCUCCCGCCACCCCAGGGUCAAUGCCUGUCCGUUACAACCGAAGAACAAACCCAGACCUCGAGAAAAGACGGAUACACCACUGUGAUUUUCCAGGUUGUAAGAAAGUUUACACCAAGUCGUCCCACCUGAAAGCUCACUUGAGGACACACACUGGUGAGAAGCCGUAUAGGUGCACGUGGGAGGGCUGCGAUUGGCGGUUCGCUCGUUCCGAUGAACUGACGCGUCACUUCAGGAAGCACACGGGAGCCAAACCCUUCCAGUGCGCCGUGUGCAGCCGCAGCUUUUCGCGCUCCGAUCAUCUCGCCCUGCAUAUGAAGAGGCACCAGAAUUAAACACACUAACUGAAAAAAAAGACAGAUACUUCUUCUUCUUAUUAUAAUUAUGCACUUGAAGUGAUAACAGCGACGAACCUUAUGAUGUUUAGGGUAAUCUUCUUUCUCUGACCUGUUGAGAGCGUUGAGCUGUCAACUGUAAACUGAAAAAAACUUUUGAUAUUACCACAAAAUCCAAUUUCUUAUUGUACCUUUUUCCUCUCUCUUUAGGAUGUAUAGAUCAAAUUUCUGUUAGGACCCUCAUCUCAUUUUGACAUAAGCUGUGUACAUGAGACUCGCUCUCAUCCUUUAAUUGGAAGAUUGUUUUUAAACAUGAGUGAACUGUAGACUACACAGGACUCUGCAAAGCACUAAGACACAACUCCCAUUUUACUUUGCACUUGAAUUCGACUGGAAAAGAUGACUAGCUAUGUAUGAUAAAUGCUUUUAAUAUAUAUCACUGGAAUAGUUACUGCUCAUAGCGGGGUUUCAGGUACACAAGCUAUACUGCGAUUCCCUCUUUUUAGUUGCUGAAGUAUUUAUAGCUUUGGAUGAUAAUGUGCUGCUACUGAACAGCAAUUAUUUCAUGAAUUAUUAAACAACGGUAUAGAAAAGCAAUGAGAAGUGGAAAAGGGCUUUAGACAGCUGUGUGAUUUGUACAGUCUCCUUUCUACACACAGAAGCAUGCAGAGCGUUUGUUUUCCUACUGUCAUUGAUGCAUAAACUCAUAUGAAUGUACGAGACCACAGUGACUGUUCUUUUGAACACAUUUCAUCUUAAAGUGCCUUUUCAUCUUUGUUUUUAUCAGCAGCACAGGCUUAACUUCUUGUUCAUAAAAAACAGACAGUAAAAAUUCAGCAGGUUACCAUUAUUUCACUAUUACCGCAAUUCGGCUGCCUUUCAUACAUUUAAGAGAGGGUUAAAGCAUCAACUGGUUCUUGUAAAAUCGAUGUAUUUAUUGCAUUGGCUUUGUGAAGUGGAAUUUGACAAGUUUUGUGUAAUUGAAAUGCCUUAAUGUAAAUACUAUGACAUUUUAUUGUACAUAUUAUUUUGAUUGUUGCUCUGUUCUUUUUUGUUUUCUCUUCCUUUUUUUCAGAAAAGGAUCAUAUUGUUCUGGAUUUUGGCUGUGUGACUAUUUUUGUUGUUUUUGGAUUUUUUUUUUUUAUAUUUCACUUAUUUUGUAGAUUCCCAGAUUAUAUUUCUAAAUUGGUUGUCCUCUUGACAAAAUGUUUUUUGCCUACUGAUUGAAAUGAAACCUAAUAAAAUCAACUUU
This is a messenger RNA of Labeo rohita (rohu), 2711 nucleotides long. RefSeq names its product Kruppel-like factor 5a (gene klf5a). NCBI's taxonomy places the organism in Eukaryota, Metazoa, Chordata, Actinopteri, Cypriniformes, Cyprinidae. Bases 149 to 1459 code for a protein of 436 amino acids. The transcript is spliced from 4 exons. Gene Ontology annotation, biological process: regulation of transcription by RNA polymerase II. The record is from RefSeq and is a predicted model, not a curated record. Gene Ontology annotation, molecular function: DNA-binding transcription factor activity, RNA polymerase II-specific; RNA polymerase II cis-regulatory region sequence-specific DNA binding.